AUGUCAUUUUUGGACAUCAAUUAUGUUUUUGGCGAUUAUUCAAACCAGUCAUAUCCAAACGAAUCAUACGUCUCCGAAAGUAUAAUCGAACCCAUUAUUGAACGAGGGCAGGAAGAGGUUGCAUCCGUGGUUCGUUGUAAUGACGGGUUUCAGCUGCCCGAUUUGAACCAAGAGUACGUAGAUGAUCCUGAAAACUAUCCACAGUACUAUCCGCAGUACCAAUACCCGUCUUACCAUCCGCAUGCGGAAGUAAAACGCGAGAAUGAGUACGAGGAAGGUAUUAAUCAUAUCGAGGAAGAGGAUAAUGAUUUCGAGGAAGUUGAUGACGACGAGGAGGUUGGUAACGACCACGAAGAACCUAACCUAGAUGUCUCUUUUGAAACGGAUCAGGAAUUUGGAUCUGUUGAACAGUUGAAGACUUGGGCUUACCAAAGGGCACUUACGCGUAAUUUUGUCAUUGUGACCAAACGAACUAUUUCAAAAAAUGAAAGGACAGUGAAGAUAUGGUUGUGUUGCGACCGUGCUGGCGAAUACAAUAGUACAGCCACAAAACGACGUUCUGGUAGCAAAAAGGUUGGUUGUCCUUUUACUCUAGUAGGAAGACUAAACUCAAAGAGUGGUGCUUGGAGGUUAAAGGUGAAGGCACCGGAACAUAACCACGAAGCUUCACAGCAUCUCGAGGGUCACGCAUUUGCAAGGAGGCUAACCCCGAACGAAGAACAUCUGGUGGAGAGUCUUUAUUCUCAAAACUUGGAGCCAGCUAACAUUCUUUUAACAAUAAGAAAUCAAAACCCACAAAGCGUGUGCAUUCUACGAGACAUACACAACGUAAUAAAAAAGUUUAAAAUCAGAAUGUACGCGGGUCGAACUCCAAUGCAAGUACUAGAGCAACAUUUGGUUGAAAAGGAGUACAUUUACUUCACACGACAGAAUCCCUCCACAAAUGCGGUCGAGGAGAUUUUCUUUGUUCAUCCUCACUCGUUAACAUUGUGGCGUGCAUUUCCACAUGUGCUCAUGAUUGAUGCUACUUACAAAACCAACGAGUAUAAACUUCCGUUUCUUCAAAUCAUUGGUGUGACAUCGACACAUAAGUCGUUUUGUGUCGCGCAUGCAUUUAUCUCUAAAGAAAAACAGGAUAACUUCUUAUGGGUCUUGGAAAGGCUUAGAGAUAUGCUACAAGAGUGUAUGGAGCCUCGUGUAAUAAUAACGGACAGGGAUCUGGCUCUGAUGAAUGCUUGUGAUAAAGUAUUCCCAAACGCUUCCAAGUUGUUGUGCAGGUGGCACAUUUCUCAGAAUAUUCUGAAACACUGCAAGGCAAAAUUUACAAAAGAUGACUGGAAAAUAUUUAAGCUUUCUUGGGCUCGAUUGUGUCAGUCUCAUACACAAGAUAUAUACGAGUAUAACUAUAACCGGCUUUAUGACCGACUGCAUAGUGAAGGCCGAAAAGAAGUUAUGGACUAUGUGUGUGACGUCUGGUUGAAUAAUUAUAAAGAGAGAUUUGUUUCACUUUGGACUAACAAAAACCAUAACUUUGGUCAACACACAACGAACAGAGUUGAGAGUCAGCAUGCCAACUUGAAGAGAUACCUUAAGGGGCAUAACAGCUCACUCCAUAGACUUGUGUUGCAAGUAGACAAAAUUUUAGAGUCACAAGUCAUAGCAAUAAAACAUAGUUUCCAAAACAGCUUGUCCGUGCCCAUGGGGGACCACAAAAUACCAAUGUUUGAUUACCUACGUGGUAAGGUUUCCCAUAAGGCUCUAGACUUGUUGCUUGUCGAGUCAAAAAAGUUAGAUGCCUUGCGGUCAGUAACAGGAACUUGUGGCCACCAGCUUUUUACGAGUUGUGGGUUGCCAUGUGCUUGUCGUUUGAACUGGUACCAAAGGACAGGUAACAAAAUCCCACUUGCUGGCAUAGACGUCUUCUGGACAAGACUAAAUGUAUUACCAGAAAAAAUCCAGAAAGACGAGAGUUACCUUCAGGAGGAGAUGGAUAAAAUCACACAACAACUACAAUUGCAACCACCACCAGUGAAAAGAAGUAUGAUCUCGAAGUUAUUAGCCGUGGUGAAUCCAAGUAUGACUGACCAUCGUCCACCUGAGGUACAAAAAGAUACUCGCGGACGCCCAACUGAGAAAGCACGACAACAGAGAAAUGAGGAGGCUGAUAAAGAUGAUACUAAAAAGAAAGUCGUGCAACGAAGUCGCCUAAAAAAAUCUAAAGAUAAAGAGAAAAUUUGUGAUGACGAAUUUCCACUAUUGGUUGGAAGCAGGUACAAAAACGUUAUCGACAGUUUUAAGGAAUGGCUUCCAACUAGGUACCGACCCUACAUUACAGAUAUAGAAAAUGUCCAGCCGGAUGGUAACUGUGGCUUUCGAUCCAUAGCUCGUGGUUUAGGGAUGGAGCAGAAUCAGUGGUUGUUUGUCCGCCAACAACUUCUAGACGAGCUGAUCAUUAACGAGACUCUGUGGAGACCUAUGUUAUGCAAACUCGAUAAAGAACUUUACAAUGAAAUAUAUAACUCAAUAGAUCAUCUGGAAGUGGCACCUGCACCAUAUCGAAAGUGGAUGCAACUUCCGUAUGCUGGAUUGUUGGCUGCUCAGAAAUUCGGUGUGAUAAUCCAACAUUUCAGUAAUGGUGGUAAUCAAACAUACUUUCCCAUGUUUGAUGGUCCGACGACUUACCCUGAUCAAACCACCAUGUCGAUUGCUUUUGUCAAGACGAACCACUUCAUCCUCCUUAAGUUAACCAAUGAUUGCCCAAUGCCUCCACCGAAUGGACUUUGGAGUUUAUACAGAACUCCCGAAGCUAAAGAAUGGGAGACACUAUACGCAUCUCGUAUUCAACAGGGUAAGACGUUAAUGGCAAGUAACAAAAGUCAACAUAAAGAGUACAUAAACGUGUUUGAUUAG
Molecule: messenger RNA, 2910 nt
Organism: Helianthus annuus (common sunflower)
Lineage: Eukaryota; Viridiplantae; Streptophyta; Magnoliopsida; Asterales; Asteraceae
Exons: 5
Coding region: 1-2910 (969 amino acids)
Biological process (GO): regulation of DNA-templated transcription
Source: RefSeq, a predicted model, not a curated record